AUGGAGCACACCAAUCCCAGGCCCAAAGUCCCUAUCUCAAAGAAAGCCGAGGAAGGCAUCACUGGCCCACCCCGUCGAGUUUCAUACACGCCCUCCGACAUUGAGCGUCUGGGUCGCGAGCGCCCACCAUACUUCCACUCUUUUGCCCAUGAGCUAGGCUUCUGCUUUGCCCUUCUGGGCUCCAUGUUCGUCAGCGAGUACAUGAUCUCUGGCUUCAACAUCCUCCUGCCCCAGCUCUCGCGAGACCUCAAGAUUCCCUCGACCGCGCAAACAUGGCCGGCGUCUGUCUUUUCUCUCGUCACAGGAGCGUUUCUCCUGCCCUUUGGCAGACUGGCAGACAUGUUCGGAGGCUAUCGAGUCUUCAACCUUGGCAUUGCUUGGUUCAUCAUCUGGGCCGUCAUUGCAGGCUUCUCUCAAAACUACCUCAUGCUGAUUAUCUGUCGAGCGCUUCAAGGAUUUGGCCCUGCUGCCUUCCUGCCGUCGGGCAUCAUGCUGCUCGGAUCCAUCUAUCGUCCUGGUCCCAGAAAGAACCUUGUCUUCAGCUUGUACGGCGCGUUUGCACCUGUCGGUUUCUUCACGGGAAUCUUUUUCGCCGGUGUUACUGCGCAGUACACCACUUGGGGCUGGUUUUUCUGGAUCGGUGCCAUCAUCCUCGCCAUGGUUGCCGUGGCAUCGUAUUUCUGCAUUCCCAACUUUGCGGAGGACCAAGGACAGGCGAGUGAAAAAGGCAAAGUGGUCAAGAUGGAUUGGUGGGGCACGGCCACAGUAGUUCCAGGUCUCAUCUUGGUCGUCUUUGCUCUGACAGACGGAAGCCAUGCAACAAAUGGGUGGGCAACUCCAUAUAUUCCAGUCACCUUUAUCUUGGGGUGGCUCUUCCUCGGUGCAUUCCUCUACGUCGAGGCGCGUGUGGCCGAGCAGCCUCUCCUCCCGGCCGACCUAUUCAAGGUCAAGGGCAUGAUACCUCUUACACUCGCCCUCUUUUUCCAAUAUGGAAACUUUGGAAUCUUCAUCUUCUACGCCAGCUUUUACAUUGCACAGGUUGUUGGCACAAGCCCGCUUCUUACCGCCGCGUGGUUCACGCCCAUGUGCAUUGGUGGGCUGAUCUUGGCAACUGUUGGGGGACUAGUGCUGCACCUCUUGCCGGGCCGCAUAUUGCUUCUCGUCAGUGGGACGGCAUAUGUCCUCAGCACUCUCCUGUUCGCCAUCAUCCCGGUGAAAUUCAACUACUGGGCCUACAUAUUUCCCGCCAUGAUCUGCGCUACCCUCGGAAUUGACAUCACCUAUAACGUCAGCAACAUCUUCAUCACAACCUCGCUACCAAAGGCACGCCAGGGUCUCGCCGGUUCCUUUAUGAAUUCUAUUCUCUUCCUCGGUAUCGCAUUCUUCUUGUCCUUUGCUGACCUGGCAGUAAGCCAGACAGAACACAAGGGUCAGAGGUACAGCUACAAAAUCGCCUUCUGGCUUGCCACGGCGCAGGCAGGUGCGGGCCUCAUCCUCAUGUUUGUGGGGGUCAAGAUUGGUAAAGCAAAGAGCGAGUUGACCAUUGAAGAGAGGGAAGAUCUGGAAAAAGAAUUAGCUCAGACAAGAGCUGACGAGUAAUGUAUCUGUUGUUUGUUGAUAUACGGUGAUAGAAUAAUAGCAAUAGUCGCCCUCAGUACAAUGGCAUGGC
Messenger RNA from Exserohilum turcica Et28A, 1669 nucleotides. RefSeq lists its product as uncharacterized. Gene Ontology annotation, cellular component: membrane. Lineage: Eukaryota; Fungi; Ascomycota; Dothideomycetes; Pleosporales; Pleosporaceae. The record is from RefSeq and is a predicted model, not a curated record. Gene Ontology annotation, molecular function: transmembrane transporter activity. The transcript is spliced from 2 exons. Bases 1 to 1599 code for a protein of 532 amino acids. Gene Ontology annotation, biological process: transmembrane transport.